Molecule: messenger RNA, 2281 nt
Organism: Salarias fasciatus (jewelled blenny)
Lineage: Eukaryota; Metazoa; Chordata; Actinopteri; Blenniiformes; Blenniidae
Gene: gnai3
Product: guanine nucleotide binding protein (G protein), alpha inhibiting activity polypeptide 3
Exons: 9
Coding region: 518-1582 (354 amino acids)
Biological process (GO): adenylate cyclase-modulating G protein-coupled receptor signaling pathway; G protein-coupled dopamine receptor signaling pathway
Cellular component (GO): cytoplasm; heterotrimeric G-protein complex
Molecular function (GO): G-protein beta/gamma-subunit complex binding; GTPase activity; G protein-coupled receptor binding
Source: RefSeq, a predicted model, not a curated record
GGUUUUCUCGGUUUGCAGCUGGAUCCGCUGGAUGGACGCGCUCUUGCGCAGCGGACGACACUUCUAUGGAGUAAAUGUGGAGAUUUUCUAUUUUUGUUUUUCACUAAAACGCUGAAUCCGACAGUUGCUUUUUUAUUAUUAUUUUAACACAGAUUUCUUGUAUUUUGUUGUGUUUAUUAUUUUUUUUGUUUGUUUUUUUUAACUUUUGCGGUGAUUUUCAUUUAUUUAUUUUGAGAGAAAAGUGCAGAUAAGUUGGAUUAAGAGGAACUCAGUCCGUCCUGUGUGGAUCAUCACCUUUACGCAGAGCGCAGAGCGCACCGAGGCUCCGCUCGGACCAACGCCUUUCCCCGCUCUCUCUCUCUCCCUUUCUCUCUCUCUCUCUCUCUCUCUCUCUCUCUCUCUCUCUCUCUCUCUCUCUCUUUCUCUCCGCUCCCCCACCGGCCGCAAACUUCCCCGGGACGCCGUUUGUCCCCCGGCUGAUGAGCUGCUGAGCGACCCCGACGAGCCGAGAGCCAACAUGGGCUGCACGAUCAGCGCCGAGGACAAGGCUGCGGUGGAGAGGAGUAAGAUGAUUGACAAAAACCUGCGAGAAGACAGGGAGAAGUCCUCCAGGGAGGUCAAACUGCUGCUGCUCGGUGCUGGGGAAUCUGGGAAAAGCACAAUAGUAAAGCAAAUGAAAAUCAUCCAUGAAGACGGCUACUCAGAAGAGGAGUGCAAGCAGUACAAGGUGGUGGUGUACAGCAACACCAUCCAGUCCAUCAUGGCCAUCAUCAGAGCCAUGGGCCAGUUAAAGAUAGACUUCGGAGAGGCUGCGCGAGCGGACGAUGCCCGGCAGCUGUUUGCCCUGGCGAGCUCCGCAGAGGAGGGGGUGAUGUCCGCCGAGCUGACGGGGGUGAUCCGGCGGCUGUGGAACGACGGCGGCGUUCAGGCCUGCUUCGACCGGUCGCGAGAGUACCAGCUCAACGACUCGGCCGCAUACUACUUGAAUGACCUGGAGCGGAUCUGCCAGCCCAGCUACAUCCCGACUCAGCAGGACGUGCUGCGGACCCGCGUGAAGACCACCGGGAUCGUGGAGACUCACUUCACCUUCAAAGAUCUCUACUUCAAGAUGUUCGACGUCGGCGGCCAGCGCUCGGAGAGGAAGAAGUGGAUCCACUGUUUCGAAGGAGUCACGGCCAUCAUCUUCUGCGUGGCGCUCAGCGACUACGACCUGGUGCUGGCGGAGGACGAGGAGAUGAACCGGAUGCACGAGAGCAUGAAGCUGUUCGACUCCAUCUGCAACAACAAGUGGUUCACGCUCACCUCCAUCAUCCUCUUCCUCAACAAGAAGGACCUGUUUGAGGAGAAGAUCGGCCGCAGCCCGCUCACCAUCUGCUACCCCGAGUACUCUGGCGGACACGCGUACGAGGAGGCAGCAGCUUACAUCCAGUGCCAGUUCGAAGACCUGAACAAGCGAAAGGACACCAAGGAGAUCUACACCCACUUCACCUGCGCCACGGACACCAAGAAUGUGCAGUUCGUGUUCGACGCCGUCACCGACGUCAUCAUCAAAAUCAACCUGAGGGAGAUCGGCCUCUACUGAAGCUCCGGGCGCCUUUUCAAGGUUUAAGAAGAAUCAGGACUUCUGGGAUGUCUUAUCUGCAGAGGGCGACGUGGAAAGUUGCUGGUUAUAAGGACUCAGACGGCGCACGCGGGGCCCCGACUGAAAUGUAGGGGCCUCGCAACCUGGAUUCCAUCAGUCUCUUUAGAUUUGAGUGACGCUGAGCGCGCUGAGAAGGAGCGAGUGGUGGAGGCUUGUGAAACGAUCACUGUGAGUCCCGUCUAACCGGAGGUCUUUGUAUCACUCGGGCAGGUAAAGCCACUCUGACACUUUUCUAGUUUCAUCUGCACGAGGACCAAAACGGACUGUUUCACACUAGUUUCACGGCUUGAAAAUUGUACAUUUGAUUCAUUAAUCUGUUGUGUUGCGUCUUCUCGUAGCUGCAAGUCUGUAUCACAACGCUUUUAUUGAAUUUUUGCAUUUGUUCUGUUUUUAUCUUUAGUUGUGUAGCGUUUCCUCUUUUGGACUGUAUGAAUGCCAUAACUUAUGUAUGGAUCAGAGUUUCGUGUGAGAUGUUAGAUGUUCAAUUCGUCUGUUUGGGUCGGGGAUUACUUACCUAGCGUUUAAUGAGCUCAGUAGCAACAUCGAUGUCUUUAUUAGUUUUUGAUUUUUAACUCGAUCACAUUGUACUGAACCAUAUUUUCUUGAAAGACAUUAUUGCAAAUGAAUUUGUGAAGGGAC